GUUUCUUUAUCAUAAUAUCCAGGUACGCGCCACUGAUCGUGUUUUAGGCGUCUCAAAGCAAAUUGAGCUCGCGUUCUUUCACGGUGGUGUUGCGGAAGAAGGCCCUCAAGAUUGAGUACUGGCCACGACUAACGAAGGAAAAGGUGAAACUGCCGUUUGUCAAGACUGAUUUCAGCAAAUGGGCCGAUGAAGACGAGCAAGACGGCGCCCAAGCUUUGGAUGAGGAUUUCGGGGGUGAUAUGGGUGGCAUGGGCGGUAUGGGCGGCAUGGGUGGCAUGGGCGACAUGGGUGGAAUGGGCGGUAUGGGUGGCAUGGGAGGUAUGGGCGGCAUGGGUGGCAUGGGAGGUAUGGGUGGCAUGGGCGGUAUGGGAGGCAUGGGUGACAUGGGCGGCAUGGACUUCAGCAAGGUGGGUCACUUCUCACAACAUCUACAUCGUGUUGAUCAUAACAAUUAUUAGCUUAUGGCUUCCAUGGGCGGAGCUGCUGGUGCCGGCCCAUCAGGCGCAGAAGACGAGCCUGCUGACUCUGACUCAGAUGAUGAUGGCCCACCCCCUCUUGAGGAUGCUGAACCCAGUGCGUGACCGAUGGAGUAGCCCCUAAAAACGGAAAAAACUUGUACGCUGUAGAUGCGAUCCUGUUGAUUGUUAUUGCCAAUGAAUCUGCUUAUUCCACUAUCAUCCUUGCACAAUUCAGCAGUGUGUACGUGUACGCGAAAAGAACAUUGUGCACCAGACAUAUCUUACUUAGUGAUACUAGCAAUGUCAGUUCGAAGUCGAUAGAGCAAUCAAUGAGUUAUUCAUUUC
Messenger RNA from Suillus clintonianus, 803 nucleotides. RefSeq lists its product as uncharacterized. The record is from RefSeq and is a predicted model, not a curated record. Lineage: Eukaryota; Fungi; Basidiomycota; Agaricomycetes; Boletales; Suillaceae. The transcript has a single exon. The coding region runs from base 187 to 600 and encodes 137 amino acids.